AUGGAAAAGGCUACCCAGAUACUCAUGUUCCUAUGUGCUAAGGUCAUGACUGUUCAGGCUGCGGAAACAUGUCCAGAUGUGAAGAUUGUGGGCCUUGGGGCUUCUGAAAAACUGACUAUCCUUCAAGGGUGUCCUGGACUUCCUGGAGCAAUUGGUCCAAAAGGAGAAGUUGGACCUCUAGGAAUGACAGGGGAAAGAGGUCCACCAGGGAGCCCAGGAACACAGGGUCCUAAAGGAGAUAAAGGAGAUUCUGGGAUGCCUGGAAGAAUAGACGAGAAGGAGCUGGAUACUCAGCUGUGCAAGACAGGGGCAAGAAAUUGUAAGGAACUGCUGGGUAAAGGGAACACCCUCAGUGGCUGGUAUACCAUUUACCUCUCAGACUGCAAGUCUCUGACUGUUCUGUGCGACAUGAACACUGAUGGAGGGGGCUGGACCGUUUUCCAGAGACGGGCUGAUGGGUCUGUGAAUUUUUUCCGGUCUUGGUCUGCUUACAAAAGAGGCUUUGGCAGCAGACUGGGGGAGUUCUGGCUGGGGAACGAUAAUCUUCACUUGCUGACAGCUCAGGAUGACAGUGAACUCCGAAUCGACCUCCAAGACUUUGACCGCAAUCACUACUUUGCCAAGUACAGGUCAUUCCAGGUUGCUGGGGAGACUGAGAACUACAAACUGAGUCUGGGGGCCUUUGUGGAUGGAAAUGCAGGUGACUCCUUGAUGUAUCACAAUCACUUUGGCUUCACUACCAGAGACCGGGACAAUGAUGCCUAUGAGGGCAACUGUGCUGUGGCCUACCAGGGUGCCUGGUGGUAUAAUGAUUGCCACUUAUCCAACCUCAAUGGUCAGUACCUGAGAGGGCCUCAUGAGAGCCCAGCUGACGGAGUCAACUGGAAGACAGGUCUUGGAGACAACUACUCCUACAAAGUGUGCGAAAUGAAGCUUCGGCCCACUUAG
Messenger RNA from Dromiciops gliroides (monito del monte), 948 nucleotides. RefSeq names its product ficolin-1-like. Bases 1 to 948 code for a protein of 315 amino acids. The transcript is spliced from 10 exons. Lineage: Eukaryota; Metazoa; Chordata; Mammalia; Microbiotheria; Microbiotheriidae. The record is from RefSeq and is a predicted model, not a curated record.